Liolophura sinensis is the source of this 1384-nucleotide messenger RNA. RefSeq names its product chromatin modification-related protein MEAF6-like. Gene Ontology annotation, cellular component: histone acetyltransferase complex. The coding region runs from base 1 to 627 and encodes 208 amino acids. The record is from RefSeq and is a predicted model, not a curated record. Lineage: Eukaryota; Metazoa; Mollusca; Polyplacophora; Chitonida; Chitonidae. The transcript has 6 exons.
AUGGCGUCGCAGCGGCCUGCACAGGUUGUGGAUACAAGAUCAGAAUUGAAUGAGUUAGUUCGUCGGAGAGCUGAAAUAGCUGAGACUUUAGCCAAUUUGGAAAGACAGAUAUAUGCGUUUGAGGGAAGUUAUUUGGAAGACACACAACUCUAUGGGAACAUAAUACGAGGAUGGGAUAGAUAUUUGACAAAUACAAAGAACACCAACAGUAAAGCUGACAAGAGGAACAGAAAGUUCAAAGAGGCAGAUAGGUUGUUCUCCAAGUCAUCUGUGACAUCAGCAGCAGCCGUUAGUGGCAUAGCAGACCAGCUUGACAAGAGUGCACCAAGCAGCAGUAGUAAUAACCGUGAUCCUGCCAGUCCAGCCGACUCCCAAAACAAUCAGAACACAGCUAACACCAUGUCCUCACCCACCCCAAACGGACAGACCUCACAGGCAGGGGGAAGUAGCCAUUCCAGUCACAGCACGUUACAGAACCACUCGGGCAAAAUACACAAAAAUGCUCGCCUUAAACAGAAGGGCAAAAAUAAGUCACGGCACAGACUUGAAGUCAAAUUGCGAAAAGGAAAAGAGGUAUGUAAUUUUUGGGUCAUUCAUUUUAUGAUUUUUUUUUUGUGUUCCAUGUAAUUUUUUCAUAGAGCUCAUUUAUUCUUUUCCGGUACAGAUUGUAGAUAGUGUUAUCUGUUGUAUAUUUAUUCUCUAAAAGUGAAAUAAUCUGUCACCAACUUAAGAAAAUGAACACGAGGGCAUUUGCUGGCUCAUCUGGCUGAAUUGUUGAUACCAGCAGAGCCAUUUAUCCUUUGACCAGUCACAAACAUGAUUCCAUCUCUGAUAGUUCAGUUAUGGUUUUAGGUAUUUCAGUUUUUUCUGGUACGCAGGUUUGUGUCUUUAACAACCACUCCAGUGUCCUCCAUUCACAAACCAACUAACCUUUAUAUACGUGACAAAUUCAAACACUGAGCAUCAAUCAGAUAAAUAAAUCAAUUUGCAUGCUAUAUGAUGUCAGAGAUUAUUAGAUAGUCUGUUCACUGUUCCAGGGAGGAGUAGAAUGAAGAUUUAACAUUGCUGGGCCUGAUGGUGACACAGUGGUGGAUCUUAAACAGCUUGAGCUUUGUCAGUAUCCAGUUCAUGUACUAGUUGGACUGUGAGUUCUGAUUUGUUCAAGGCCCAUGCAUUGAAAAUACACGCAUUGGUGUUAGGAGUCCGGAGAUUCACAGUGCUAUUGAGAUGCGCAACAUAGCAGUUAACUGUGACGAAAGUGGAUCACAUGCUUGGAUUGUGAGGAUGGAUGCCAUCCAAAGCAGCCUACAGCCAGGGAUUAAAGAACUCAAAUCAACAGUUGCAUGGCUGUGUAAUACUUCGGGAAAACUGAAUGGAUUGUAGA